AUAGACAGAAAAUAACAUGGCUGAAACGGUCCGUUCUUUUAAUGUUACUGCCGCGUUUCAUUCGCAGCUUAAUACUUUAUGUAUCCGAGAAUUCCCUUGUGGAUAUGGUAGUUGGCGAGCUCAAAACUUGAGCAGUAAUGUAAGCCUGAAGAGCACAGGUACCUUGAAGCUUGGAUCAUCAUCUGCAGUUAUACCAGCAAUAAUUCCAGAACAUAGUGCCCAGCUAGAGACAGUUGAGAGUCUCCAAGAGCUGGCUGUGAAGUUGCCUUAUGAUGUGGACUGUACCUGGAGUAGUGAAGCUGAGAGCUUGCGUGAAAUUGCUGUCAAGACACCUGAUAAACUUACAGAAGCCUUUAUUCUAAAAUUCUUCAAGUCACUUCGAAUUGUAGAUAAAAAGGUAACAGAAAUCGAUGAUGGACUUCUUCAACUUAAAAAUCUUAAGCAGCUGACUUUGAGUGCAAAUCUAAUCAAAAACAUAGACUCCAAGAAACUUCCCAAAGGGUUACAGGAGCUGGAACUUGCAGCCAAUCAAAUUUCAGAUAUAAGUGCUCUGUGUGUGUGCCCUCCACCUCUGAUUCACUUAGGCCUCAGCUACAAUCUGAUUUCUUCUAUCACAGGACACAUGAAGUCAACUUCAUGGCCUCAUCUUUUGUCUCUGGAUUUAAGCUUCAACAACCUUGCAGAUCUAUACCACACCAUCAAUGUGCUCAAGACAUUACCUAAACUGAAAAAUCUUGUCCUUCAGGGAAAUCCACUGGCGCUUGUACCAGGCUACCGUGGUUACACAAUUGACUCAAUUCGUCAACUAACAAUUCUUGAUGAUAUCAGAAUUUCUGCAGAUGAGAAACAUUUCUUCAAAGGGCUUUCUAAACUGAAAGAUGUUCCAGUGGAUGAAGCUCAAAUGAUGAUAUCCAUCAAGACAAUUAAAGGUGUUAGAAUGCCUGAGGAAAUUGAGGAUCCAGAAAUUAACACUGAUUACCCAAAGACCGAACACAAGUAUCAUGUGGAAUUUAAAUUCCUCAAAAGUGCAGCCACAGUUAUUCUGUGUGAGUCUCCUACACUGUCAAUACCCACCAUCUCUAUCAUAGCUGAUGACUGUAACAGUGAUGGCCAAGAGGAAGGAACUGUUGACAAUGGUGAUGAUCAAGAUACUGGUCUGUUUCAAGCAGUUGUAACAGGAAGCAUGCCGUGGAAUGAAGACGGGAUAGAACUUGACUACAACAAGAACUUUCACACACGUCUACUGGUCCCACUGCGGGACUUUAUUCAAGAUGGCAUUCAUUUUACUGUGAUAAAAACCAAACAUAUGUAUGUUUUGGAGGAUCCUAAUGCACUACAGAAUAUGGAAACCAAGCCGCCAGCCUCAGCAAAAAGCCGACCAGGAAGCAAGAUACAAAAAGCUCCAAGCAAGGACAAGCGUAAAGAUUCAGGAAAGGGAAAGGACAAGGUCAAGGAUGGAAAAGGCAAGAGAAAUAAACAGGAAGACAUAGAGUUGUUUGAGCUUCCACGAACACAUUCAAUUCUUGGUUCCUGUCAAGUUCCCUUGGCUUCAUUGUUAGAAGGAGAACUUGAAGUUGAAACAGAGUGUGUCUGUGAAGGAGGAGAAGAGACUGGGGAUAGUGACAAGAAAGAUGGAGGGUCUGGUGCCAAGUCAGAUAUCAGUGAAAGAAAGAAGACAAAUAAAGAUCCUGCUGAUAAAGCAUCCAAAGGCAACCUGCGAGCAGCUACUCCAGGAAAGGGCAAAGCUAGCCGGGGGAAGUCAAGCAAGGAUGACAAGAAAGGAAAAGAAAAAGACAAACAUGAAGAAAGCUUGGAAGAUGAGGAAGAUGCCACACCUCUGCCACCACUGACAAUACAAGUACACAUUAAGCUGCAUUACUGGAAAUCAGCCAGAGAGGCUGCACAAGAGUUCUUACUACAAGGUGUACCCAGCUCACAUAGUGAGCACAACUAGUUUUUGUCUG
Orbicella faveolata is the source of this 1964-nucleotide messenger RNA. Its product is annotated as leucine-rich repeat-containing protein 43-like. Lineage: Eukaryota; Metazoa; Cnidaria; Anthozoa; Scleractinia; Merulinidae. Gene Ontology annotation, molecular function: protein binding. The record is from RefSeq and is a predicted model, not a curated record. Gene Ontology annotation, cellular component: cytoplasm.